CGUAACGUAAAAGCUUUUUAUCGUUUUGGAUUUCGUUGGCAGUUCUUUUUACGACAAACAAACCAUUUCCGGGGACUGCCAGCGUGGAUAAAUUUUUUGCUGCGUCAAUUACAAAUUUAGAAACAAACAUGGCAGAAAAGGCAGAAGAAGCUGGAAUAAACAGUGCCGAAGUUGAAUUGCCAACUAAAGAAGGAAUGGAGGCUGAAGCACCACCGCCAUAUAAUCCCCCAGCACAGACAGGAGCUGAUGCCCAGUUUCAGAUGUUUAUGGACCCUAUGUUUGCUGAACUCGAAUCAAGAGUUAAAGAACAUGAAAGAAUUUUGGACAAAAUUAAUGACGAUAUGAAGAGAGAGCAGGAGAUUGAGAGGAAAGCCAAGGAACAGGCUCAUCUACCUGGUCCAUUGAAGGGGAGUGGUCAAGAAUUAACAGAUGUUAUGAAGAAGGUUGAAGAAAUGAUUGUUUAUGAGAUUGAUGAAAAUGAAGAGGAUGAGGAAAAUAAAGAAGAAGAAAAACCGUUUAGUUUUAUGGAGCAGUGGAUUGAGAACCGGCGUAAAAGAGCUAUGGGCGAGGAACCAGUUGAGGAAGAUGAAAAACCAGAAGAACCCAAAAAACCACAAAAAGACAGAAAACGUAUGCAGAUACGUAAGCUGGAUGAUCAUGGUAAUGCAGCAGUGACGUCACACAGUCUGGCCGCAUACGUCUCAUGUUUACAAGGUGACCAUCUGAAGAGAUUUACAUCGAAAAUUACAGCAGAUUGUCAACUCUGGCUAGCCAAAAUGUUCAGGUUUGACGAGGCGUCGGUUUUCUACCAUGAAGAAUCUAGAGAUGGUCUUGUACGAAUCUGCCGCUUAGCUUUGUAUCAGAAAUAUCCGAAGUAUAUUACUGAAGGGUUUGAGGCCCUAUAUUCUAGACCACCUGUGAUAUAUAUAAGUUCAGCUGCCCAGCCUGGACUCAGUAACUACCUAUGCUUACAGUUGGGUCUUCCCAUGUCAUCUAUAUGUUCUGUACCAUGUAAUACCUUGUUUGGAUCCAACACCAAAAUGCGACCAAACAGACAUGAACGUAUGGUAAGUUUCGAAGGGUACGAAACCUUGGUACUUUACACCUAUAUGUCAUGUAUAUGUUAUGAUUAUUGUGUUAUUUUAAUGGACCUCUAUCACCUGCAGUUGACAAUUCUGUGUUCUGAAGUUUUUCCUGCAUGUGAAUUUCUGCAUUUUUCUGCUUUUGUGUUGAACUAUACACAAAUUUCUGUAGAAGAUAACUGUUUGAAAUUUUUAUGCCCCCACAAU
This is a messenger RNA of Ruditapes philippinarum (Manila clam), 1289 nucleotides long. Its product is annotated as putative pyridoxal-dependent decarboxylase domain-containing protein 2. Gene Ontology annotation, cellular component: intracellular membrane-bounded organelle. The transcript has 9 exons. Lineage: Eukaryota; Metazoa; Mollusca; Bivalvia; Venerida; Veneridae. The annotation marks the transcript as partial. The record is from RefSeq and is a predicted model, not a curated record.